Messenger RNA from Fopius arisanus, 1178 nucleotides. RefSeq lists its product as uncharacterized. The record is from RefSeq and is a predicted model, not a curated record. Lineage: Eukaryota; Metazoa; Arthropoda; Insecta; Hymenoptera; Braconidae. The transcript has 4 exons. The coding region runs from base 694 to 1032 and encodes 112 amino acids.
UGCUGAUAAAAUAUACAUUUUUUGUCAGGGUCAUCAUCGGCCCAGCUUGCUGUGCGGAAUGAUUAAUCUCCUCUCAAUUGAUUCUCGACUUUGGCGUUAGAGACGUCGGUUGAAAUUAAAAAUAACCCCGUUGUGGCCAUCGAUUAUUAUUAGACGAACUUUCGGGUGCAAGUGAUCGAGUUCACGAGCUCCUAAAGUUGAAGUCGAAAUUUACAUUACAUCCGACCAAAGGGAAAAGUAUUCUUCGCAUUAUAUACGCAAUAAUGAAAACAACAAGGGAUUUUAGUAUUGUGCAAGUGGUCCUUAUACUUGAUUGCACUUGGUUCGUGUUAUAAUUUAAUUGAGGGUAGUUUCCGUUAAAAUCACCCAUUUGAUUAGUCUCACGAUGGAUAGAAUGGAAAUGAUUGAAAGAGGAAAGGCUGAGGCAAUCGCCGAUACAAAGAGAGAUUAAGAGGAGGAUUGGGAGGCGAGGGGAGGACGUCGCGACGUCUUAGAGCUGGCAUUGGUACCGCAGUCUCGAGAUAGCCGUCGAGUUGUUUAUAUCCACCUCCAAUUUAUUCGUGUACUUCGCCUGCUACCUUACCUUAACUCGUGUCAAUAAUUUUUCCCUUUAUUUAUACUAAAUCGUUAUCUGGAAUUUGUGUGAAUACCGUGACAGAAGAGAAGUCGAGAAUAAUGCCCUAAUAAUUUACCAUGGCAUCGAAAGAUUCCCUAACAACAUCUUCAAGUAAACGAAAAAAAGAAUUUUCAUCGGAGGUGAGUCGAGUGUUAAUGAGCGCAAGUACCGUUAGCAAUGAAAAACUGCCGAUCGGAAUCAUCGAUACUGAAGAGCAAAAAGAACUAAUCGCGCAUCAAGCAAAUUCAACAGAUUUAGCAGAAUCUACGUAUGACGACUCAUCUCAGGAUAUUCAUACAAUGGGUGCUUUAUCGCUUCACUCUUUACUGAUUGUAAAUAAAAGAGGAGGAAACUUUGGUUUCGGAGUAGUCGCUAAAAAAUCUGGUGGUAUGCCAGAUUUUUUUAGUCAACUUUGAAUUGUCAUCGUCGGGGGCUGAAGGAAGCUCUCGAUCAUGACGAUGGAUGAACAACUUAGAGAUGAAUACCGCAAUGUUUUCCGAAGUUAAUUUCAUUUGAGAAUGAUAUAACUGUCGAGGAAAUAAAACAGUAAUUGCGGUUGUUA